GGUCUCUUUUCCUUUUCUUGGGCAAAGAUCUCAUCACAUUCCAUUCUCCUCCGAGAGCUCAAGCGAUUAGAUCUCCGGGAGAGCGCGAGCGAUCAUCGCCUCGCGGCUCGCCGGCGCCAUGGUUGUUCCUCUCAGCAGCGGCGCCGGCAAUUCCAGCAAUGGAUCCAGCGGCGGCGGCGCCUUGAAAUUCUUGAUCUACGGCCGCACUGGGUGGAUCGGCGGCCUCCUGGGGAAGCUCUGCCGCGAGCAGGGCAUCGAUUUCGUGUAUGGAUCGGGCAGGCUCGAGGAUAGGGCUGGAUUGGAGGCCGACAUUGCGGCGGCCAAGCCCUCGCAUGUGAUGAAUGCCGCGGGCGUCACCGGCCGCCCCAACGUGGAUUGGUGCGAGGAUCACAGGGUGGAGACGAUCCGCGCCAAUGUCGUCGGCACGCUCAAUCUCGCGGAUGUGUGCCGCGGCCAUGGCCUCUUGCUCGUGAAUUUCGCCACUGGAUGCAUCUUCGAGUACGAUGGAGGCCACCAGAUCGACAGCGGCGUGGGAUUCACCGAGGAGGACGCCCCAAAUUUCGUGGGAUCCUUCUACUCCAAGACCAAAGCCAUGGUAGAGGAGCUCCUCAAGAACUACGAGAACGUCUGUACACUUCGCGUGCGAAUGCCAAUCUCCAGCGACCUCGCCAAUCCUCGCAACUUCAUCACCAAGAUCACGCGCUACGAGAAAGUGGUGAACAUCCCGAAUUCCAUGACGGUGCUGGACGAGCUGCUGCCAAUCUCGAUCGAGAUGGCUAAGCGCAACCUCACGGGGAUAUGGAACUUCACCAAUCCAGGGGUGGUGAGCCACAACGAGAUAUUGGAGAUGUAUCGCCAGUACGUGGAUCCGAGCUUCAAGUGGAAGAACUUUAGCCUCGAGGAGCAAGCCAAGGUGAUUGUGGCGCCGAGGAGCAACAACGAGCUGGACACCAAGAAGUUGAGCUCCGAAUUCCCGCAGCUGCUGGGCAUCAAGGAUUCGCUGGUCAAGUACGUCUUCGAGGUGAACAGCAAAUCGAAGAAGUGAUAGAUCGCAAGAUAAGAUGGAUCGAUUGGAAGGAUUUUAAGGCGUUACAUUCAUAUCCAUCAUAGCUGGGAGAAAACUCUCAAGAACUCUGAUCAUGGAUCUUUCUUUCCUGUUCAAGGCCUAAAGUUCUGGCUAUGAUUAAGUGUUUGGUUUGUGUGUGCAAAGUUAAAAUUUUGAACGAA
Selaginella moellendorffii is the source of this 1227-nucleotide messenger RNA. Its product is annotated as bifunctional dTDP-4-dehydrorhamnose 3,5-epimerase/dTDP-4-dehydrorhamnose reductase. The transcript has 2 exons. Gene Ontology annotation, molecular function: methionine adenosyltransferase regulator activity. Bases 119 to 1045 code for a protein of 308 amino acids. Gene Ontology annotation, cellular component: methionine adenosyltransferase complex. Gene Ontology annotation, biological process: S-adenosylmethionine biosynthetic process. The record is from RefSeq and is a predicted model, not a curated record. NCBI's taxonomy places the organism in Eukaryota, Viridiplantae, Streptophyta, Lycopodiopsida, Selaginellales, Selaginellaceae.